UAUAUGAAGAUUAGUUUACAUUUGAAAAGAUAGGUAGUACAAGAUGUUCAGUGCUGAAAUAAAUAUUUAUGUUCGUAACAAACGAAGGGGAAGUUAAAUCUUUCAUUUAAAAUUCACUCAUACAAUCUUCAUAACUAUAAACGAGUGAAAGGAAAUAAAUAGUUACUAUAAAGUUGCGGUGAAGGAUAAAAUCAAGUGAAAACAAGAUUGUAAAAAAAAAAUGUGCAUAAAGAAUCGAACAUUAUACGUAUCAGAAUGAUUACUAUAACAGUGUGAUGUGGCAUUGAAGUCAAAAUGAAAGUAUUGAAUUUAAAUCCAAGUGGUAUAACAUAUAAAUGCGUUAUGAUCGCCCAAAACGUUUUGUUAGUCACACUUGUCUUAUCAUGGAUUGAUUUAGCAUCAUCUUCAUCAACUACAGCAUCAGUGUCCACUGUUGAUGUGUCCACUGUUUUAAACAAUACUGUGUCUAAUAUUACACAAACUGCGUCGUCUGCUAUGCCUUCACCUACGACAUCGACCGCAGCAACAACAAUGUCAAGUUCUAAUUUAAAUUCUUCUAGCAAUUCUGUGAUAACUACGUCGAAUGCAGUUACCCCUGCAUCAGUAUCAAGCAUUUCAAACACAACUUCUUCUGUUUCUAAUGUUAACCAAACAAAUGCGACUAGUAUAACACAAACAACAAACAUUGUUGUCGUAUCUACAACACCAGCCGGAGUCGAAAAUAAAACAACAGUGACUGCAAGUAACUCAACUCAGGGCGAAAUGAGUACAACCACUAAUGAAAGUAUACCUAUAACAAGUGUCACAACACCUGCAAUAUCUACAGAUGCUGUGAAUGAAACGGGUGUUGGGAAUAAUACCAUAACCACGCAAGGAGUGCCAUUAAACACAACUACAACAACCAACAGCUCAUUACUUACGACGUCAUCUACGCAUUCUCCUGCAGAAUCAACAGCUUCAACAGUUACAACUGUGUCAGCUGUAGUGUCGACCACAUCAAGUCAAAAUGUUACUGAUAUAAAUUUAAAUUCAUCUUCUGUGACAACAAACAUACUAACCUCGACAGUAAAUUCCACAUCAACGGUGGCUUCUAUUUUAAGUUCUUCAGCUUCAACCACGUUAUUGCCACCACAUUUAUCUACUGUGAACUUAACAUCACCAACAGUAUCUAAAAAUUUAACGACUGUUACCACUGUAUCAUCUUCAUCAUCGUCAACAUCGUCAUCGUCUUCGUCGUCAUCAACAGCAACACCUUCAUCUACUAGUACAAACCAGUCAACUAUUACCAGCAGUGGUCAUUUUAAUUCCACUCCUGUCACCAGCUCUUCUACAACCAUGUCCAUCAUAGACAAAGAAAACCAGAUUCUAAAAAACACAAUUUCUGAUUUGGAAGCCAAACAUGAUGAUUAUGUCAUUGCUGUUAUAAUUUUGUCCCUCAUCUUGGCUGCUGUCAUCCUUGCCGUUGUUCUUUUCUUUGUUUAUCAAAGGUGUAGAAAGCCGAAAACAUUCUUUGAAGAUAUCGAUGAAGACCUUCAAAGCCCAACAAGAGGAUCAGGCCGAAACCCAUCCGGUAUUCAGAUUCAGCGCCAUAGAAGUUUAUGGAAUAGCGUCUUGGUUGACUUUUCGAGUCACGGUGCCGAGAAAUCUGAGAAAAAUGGCAGUCAGACGACAUCUUUUCAAAGACCACCAUCAACCAUUACCGAAGACCAAAACUUAGUUUCACAAGAGAUGCCCGAACCAACGUCUUUGGAGCAGACCGAAUAAGCAAAACAUCAAUAAAUGACCAUACAGACUUGAGCUCAAGUAAGACUUCAACAACAACAUUUUCAAGAAACGACCGUCUUUGAAGAAAAUUCAUUUUGAACAGUAAAUGGAAGACAUUAAAAUAUCAUCAGUAUCUUUUUAGGUUUUAUGCCAUUUUGAUAUGUACAUGUUUUUUAAAUAGUUUUUUUCUGGCAUUUUUUACUUUACUAGGACACUUAAAUGCUGGUUAUGAUAACAUUGACAAAAUUAAUUAUGAAUGGGGAAACGUCAACUAUUUUCACAAGCGAGGCUUAUAUGGAACAAAUACAUCCCAUUAAUGUAAGAUUAUAAUUUUGACCUAGCAAUUAAAUUUAUUUUCCUGUUCUAUUUUUAGAAAACUACAUUGUUGUUCGCUUCAAUUUUAGCAAACUAGUUCGUCUUUGAUGAAACUUGUUUAGAAUUUACAGCUAUCUACAACAACAUGGGUACAAUCAUUUAAGUCUCGUUAUAUUAUAAGUAUAUAGUUGUAUUUCCCUUAUUUUAGCAAUCUGGUCUAAAAAGUAGAAGAAGAUGCAAUACAAAACACAUUUUUAACGUGAACAGAUAGAUAUAUUUCUUAUCUAUAUGUAACAAAAUGUUACAUUUUGUAAGUUUUACAAAUAAUCUUGUUGUAGUAACUUUCUUACCUCAUAAGUGUCAAAAAAAUUUCCCAGUUCAGUUUCUGUUAUAAAUCAAUUUUUAAAAUGUUUUCUCUAAAAAUCGUGUUUCAUUACAUUCUCAUAUUAUGACGUUGUUAAUGUUUAUGUUGUUUAUGUGAGAUAAUUCAAAUAUUGUUAAGAAAUAUAUUGACAUUUUAUAUCUCUAUACUCAAUGUACAAAAAUCAUUAAUAGUGCAUGUUAAAUAAAGCAAUGUCAUCGUGUGCAAUUUUCAUACCACACUUUGGUCAUUCUCAUUUGUUGGUAUGUUCUAUUUUAAUCGAUUUUAUUACAUGUUAUUUAUGUUAUAUGUGAUAAAAUUUGAUUAUAACCUACCAUAUACUUUUCAUUAUUUUUGAAAAACAUGCUCAAUAAAGAUCAUCUUGCAAUGUCACGUUUUGGUGAUCUCGAGUUUCGGUUAUCUCAAGUGAUUUUUUUCUUUCAAUAUUCCUUUUUUAUUAGCAAUUGAUAAAGAAAUUAUAGAAAUUCAUAUAUAAUUUAAAAAAUGACGCAAUGUGGAGCUAGUAUUGCAUAAUCUGAGAGUGUCUUAAUUUUAUGUGUAAAUUGUUUUUGUUUUUGAUACUGUUGUUUAUUAUCAUUUUAUAUUUUAACAUUUAUAUUCAUAUUCUAAUUUGUCCGAACAUAAAGAAAAAUUAACAAACGCUGAAUUCAUUUUUAUUGACGAAUCAUUGGGUAUUAUUUCAUGACUUUCGACUUUGCGAGUAUGUUUGGGUAAGCUUAAAUCAAGAAAGAUAACUGCGUUUUGGCGUUAAUGUAAAUGUGUACUUAUGGAGCAUUUUGUUUUCAUUGAUACGUUUAAUACAAAGUAUAUCAGAAUCAAUAUUAUACAAGUUUAAGCAGUUGUGAAAAAUGAAAUUCUUAUAUAGGGGGCAAAUAUUGUCAACUAUUACAAGACCAUUUUUACCACGGUGCCUAUACCACGUGAUUUUUUGUGUAGGAAGGUUUUAUUUUCUGCCAUAAUAUUUCAUUAUUUAUGAUGGAAUAAAAUGUUGAAUCCGCACAUUCUGGUGACGAACAAAUAACUAGAUUUUUUCCUUAUCUUUUUUGUUAAAGUGACACCCUGUGAAUAUCUGAUUGUUUAAACACGCGGUUUUACUUUCUGUAACAGCAUGGUAAUUUUCCCCCUAAAAUAAUCAUGUGUGUUACGCGCUAGAAUAAGAGGGCUCAAGGCGACAUCCGAUUAUAAAUAGUGAAAUAUUAAAAAGUUAUUGAAGAAGAUGAAAUCUGAACCGUGUCUUGUAUCGGUUUUCCGCCCCGCGCAUUACAAGAAAAGUCACUUGGAAUAGGCACCAUGUUCUCUGUACAGUCAAAUACAACUAUUUUGGUUGUAUGCUGUAAUCAGUGGUCAUUUACCUAUAAGCAAUUGUUAUAUAUGUUGAUUAUUAUGUGUAUUUAAUAAUGUGUUUGUUCAAUGUAGGAAUGAUUUAUGUGCAUGUAUAUUUGAAAAAAUAUUUCAUGAAAAGAUAGAUAUCAGUUAAAUUAAACUUAAAAUGUA
Messenger RNA from Ruditapes philippinarum (Manila clam), 3955 nucleotides. RefSeq lists its product as uncharacterized. The coding region runs from base 295 to 1764 and encodes 489 amino acids. The record is from RefSeq and is a predicted model, not a curated record. NCBI's taxonomy places the organism in Eukaryota, Metazoa, Mollusca, Bivalvia, Venerida, Veneridae. The transcript is spliced from 9 exons.